GACAUUUGGGAUUCCGAAUCUGGGCUGAGUGUUGCCGAGAAGAGUCUUGAGAGAGGAGGUGUGGAGGCGGCCAUAGUAGAGUUUCAUUCCCGAGGAACAUCUUCGCAAUUGGGGAUCUCUCAAAUUGGUGGUUCAUCAUCCUCACGAAGGCCUAGCACUGGUCGAAAUCAAAGAGUGCCAAAACCCAAUUGAGGAACAGUGACCAAUAAUCAUGUCAUCCCGAGCAAUGGCAAUGAGCAGUCGCUCCGCAGCUGCGGCUGGCGGAGAGUCCUCCACUACUAUGGCGUCCCGCAAGACCACCAAGACCUACACCUACAAGGAUGAUGGUUCAGGCAAUGUGUCCUCCGAGGUCCACACUCACGUCGAUUCCUCCUCGGAUGUCACUCAGCAAGUGGUUCGCCGAAUGGAGGAGCGGAUCCGAAUGAUCACAGAUGAUUUCGAGUCCGAGCAACACCUCCGAAAGCGCAUUGAGCGUGAGAAGCAGGACCUCCAAAUCCAGAUCAUUGCUCUCUCUGAGCGACUCACGGAAGCCGAAGGCGGGGCAGAGAGCCAAUUGGAUAUCAACCGAAAGCGAGAGGCUGAGAUGGCCAAGCUCCGCAAGCUUUUGGAAGAGGUCCACAUGCAAUCCGAGCAGAGCAUCCAUCAACUCAAGACCAGGCACCAACAAGCCAUGAUGGAGGUCCAAGAGCAGAUCAACGUCAUCACUCGAAGCAAGGAGCUUGUGAUCAAGGAGAAGUCCAAGAUGAGCGUUGAGAUUCAAGAGCUUCUGGCUCAAAUUGAAAUGCUUUCCCAAGAGAAGACCUCGAUUAGGAAACACGUGGAGAAACUCGAAAUCCAAGUGCACGAGUAUAACAUCAAGAUGGAAGAUCUUAAUCGAACCGUCAUGGACGUGUCGAGCCAAAAGGCCAGACUCCAGCAAGAAAACGCCGAUUCCUCUCGCAAAUUCAAUGAGAUGAGGAUGGCUAUUGAAACCGCUGGUUUGGACAAGAACAAAGUGGCCAGCCAACUGAAGGAGCUUCAGUCCAGCCUUGACAAUGUGUCUCGCCAGAAAAUGCAGGCUGAGAGCAAAGUUCAAUCCAUGGAGCAACAGCUCAAGGUCAUUUCCAUCGAGUUGUCUGAACAGAAGGACAUGCGCAUGGAAUUGGAGCGUCAUGCCGGCAAAUGGAAGGACGAGUGCAUCGACUGGAAGAAGAAGUAUGAAAACGAAGCCCGUCUUCGCAUUGAGGACGUGGACAUGCUGAAGAAGAAGUUUGGUGCACAAAUCACCGCCCUUCAAGACCAGCUGGAUGCUACCAUUAGCAAGAUGAAAGCUUUGGAACAACAGAAGAACCGUCUCCAACAAGAGGUCCAAGUACUCAUCAAGGAUGUGGAAAUCUCUCAAACUCAUGUCAAGGAGGUCACCGUUCGUCUCUCGAACAGCGAGAAGCGAUGCGAAGAUUUGGCUGCCAAGUUGCGAGAGAUGACCAAUCUCUAUGAACGUGCAGAUCAAGAAAACAAAGCUCGUGCUCAAGAAAUUGUGCGAAUGAGCAAUGACAUGGACCGUUGCAAGAUGGAAAAUGAGAACCUUCGCAGGGACAAUGGCAAGCUCAAUGACGAUUGCCGUUCGUAUAAGGCCGAAUUGGAGUCCCUGAAGAAGCGAUUCCACGAGGUUGACAUGGAGAACCGGAAACUCGCUCACGACCGCGAGGAGCUGGCCAGAGCCUACAAGGAUGCUGACAAUGGCCGGAACCGCGCUGAAGGUCGCGUUCAUGAAUUGGAGAAUGAGUUGAAGAACCUGCGAACCGAUGCCGAGCGCCGACUCAUGGCCAAAGAUGACGAACUCAAUGGAACCCGCAAGAAACUGAUGACCGAAAUCGAGAGCCUGACCAUUCGCCUGCAAGAGGCCGAAUCUCGACUGAAGAACGAAGUUGAAAAGAUGAAGCAGAAGAUGGCAGUGACCAUCACUGAAUUGGAAAUGUCCUUGGACGCUGCCAAUAAGGGCAACAUGCAAAUGCAAAACACGGUCAAGACCCAACAAUCCAAGAUCAUGGAGCUGACUUCCAUUUACGAAGAAGCCCAACGACGAUUGUCUUCCACCGAGCAACAAUAUCAAUCAGUUGUGCAAAACAUCCAAAUCAUGGAGAAGGAGAUCGUCUCCCUCAAAUCUGAUUUGAGCACAGCCGUCAAUGACAAACGCAUAUCUGAUACCAAGAUCCAGGACAUCAGUGUCAAGAUCACUGAAAUCACCAACAUCAACAAUCAACUCACUCAGGUCAAGAUGAAGUUGGAGAAGGAGUUGUCUGCCGUCUCUGCCGAUUACGAUGACAUUGCCCGGGAAUUGAAAGUGGCUGACGAUCGAGCCAAUAAGGCCGGCCAUGAUGCCCAACACUUUGAAAGCCUAUUCAGAACCGAACAGACCAAGGUGGUGCAAUUGGAUCAAGCCAAAAAGGCCUUGGAAACCGAGGUCAGGACCAUGACUGUCCGCAUGGAAGAGAUCGAAUCCACCGCCGUCCAUAGCAAUCGCGUCACAAUCAAGAAAAUGGAGACCAGAAUCGAGGAGUUGGAGGUACUGUUUGAGCGAGAGAAGAAGAUGCACUUGGAGACCGUGACCUCCCUGCACAAGAAGGAGCGUUCCAUUAAGGAAUUACUUUUGCAAUCCGAGGAAGACAGGAAGAAUAUCAUCAUCCUGCAAGAGUCCCUUGAAAAAUUGAACGAGAAGAUCAAGAUGUACAAGAGGCAGAUGGAGGAGCAGGAAUCCAUUUCCAAUUCGAACAUCAUGCGUGUCAAGAAAUUCCAACGCGAACUGGAAUCUGCUGAGAACCGCGCCGUGGAGGCCGAGAGCUCGUUGAACGCCUUCAGAUCCCGCCAACGCGUCUACGCUACUGCUGAUACCCGCCGCGAGAAUGUUUCUGACGAAGUCGAACGCGAAGUGGUGGUCAAGAAAACUGUGCACAACGUUAACGUGUCCAACAUGUCGGAUAUGGCUACCGCCGGUCAAUCCUCUGCUUUGGCUUACUCCUCAUCUUCAUCCGCAGGAAACGCCUUGUCCAAUGCCCGAGAAAUGCGCAGUGGUUCCGCCCUUCGGGAUUACCGUGCCGGCUCCACCAUGGGAGAAUACAAGUCCAGCAGCUCGGCCAUGGGAGACUACCGUACCUCGGGCAUGUCGUCUUCGUACAGCCGAGCUGGCAGUGCUGCCCGUGCUUCCAGCAUGGCGCGAGGAUCCUCCAUGGCAAGGGCUGGAUCGAUCUUGAGAUACUAGCUCAGUUCUUCCAUUCAAAAUCCUUCUUUCUUCGCUUUUACUUUGACUCCUACCGGACACACCCACCUUCCGACAGAUUCGCCGUAUAGUUGAGUGUGGUCCAUUUCCGAGCACUUUGGCUUUUUUCAUUCCUAUCCUCCUUCGUCACCCUUCUUCCCUCCACUUCACCGCUUGGAAUGAGUCAACUGCCAAGGGCUCAUAUGGGCUGGUAUGAGCUCUCGGCCAGACCUCCAGGCUGUCAUCAUGUAUUUUAGGCUAUUCGAAAAUGAAAAAUCCCCCUAUAAAUGCGACCGCGUUGCAAGAGUUCUCCCAUGAAUCGUACCUAUUGGGAUCAGACUCUGCAUCUGCUGCAUUUUGUGACAUCAAAUGAUGAUCUUGUAAGUAAUGUCAACCAAAAAAAAAAGCUAAUGUAAGUCGCUUUUACACCAAUAAAGAACGCCAAGUCUUGCUGUGUACGAAUUCCACCAAA
Messenger RNA from Tigriopus californicus, 3707 nucleotides. It is a transcript of the gene Prm, whose product is annotated as paramyosin, long form-like. Gene Ontology annotation, cellular component: myosin complex. Lineage: Eukaryota; Metazoa; Arthropoda; Copepoda; Harpacticoida; Harpacticidae. The transcript is spliced from 2 exons. Bases 212 to 3238 code for a protein of 1008 amino acids. The record is from RefSeq and is a predicted model, not a curated record.